CCCCCUAUCGCCCUCCCGACGAUGAGCUCUCGCCUCUUCUCCAAGCCCCUCCCCACCGUCUCCAGAUCCCUCGCCCUCGCCAGGCGUCCUCCACGCCAUGUCGUGCUCGCCCGCGCCGAGUCCACCAUCAACACCGCCGUCGCCGCCAAAGCGCGCGUCCUCAAGACCCUGCCCGAGUUCUCCAUGGCCAACAAAGUCUGCAUGGUCACCGGCGCCGCGCGCGGGCUCGGCAACGAGUUCUGCCGCGCGUUCAUCCAGUCCGGCUGCACCAACCUCGCCAUCCUCGACCUCAAGGAGGAGGAGGCCGCCGAGGCCGCGCAGGAGCUCGUCAAGGCGUCGUGCGUUGACAGUGACAUGGAACCCGGCGACUACAAUGUGAUUGGCAUCGGCUGCGACGUGUCCUCUGAGCUGUCCGUCCAGCAGGCGUUCCGCCGCGUCAUGGACACGUACGGGCGCAUAGACUCGGUCGUCGCGUCAGCAGGAAUCGUCGAGAACUACUCUGCGUUCGACUACCCCUUCGACCGCAUAAAGCGCCUGUAUGACAUAAACGUGCACGGCGCGUUCUUCACCGCACGGGAAGCUGCUCGGAACAUGAUACCCCAGGGUGGAGGCAGCAUCACGCUCGUGGCAAGCAUGAGUGCCAACAUCGUGAACAUUCCCCAGCCACAGACCCCGUACAACGCGGCCAAAGCAGCCGUGAAACACAUGGCGGCGAGUCUUGCUGUGGAGUGGGCGAAGAAGGGCGUCCGCGUUAACUGCCUGAGCCCGGGUUAUAUGUUGACGAAGCUCACGAAGACCAUCCUGGCGCACGACCAGGAACUCAAGAAAACAUGGGAAAGCCUGACACCGAUGGGGAGGAUGGGUGACCCCGAGGACUUGGCAGGCGCCGUGGUCUUCCUGUCGAGCGACGCGUCCCGUUUCAUGACGGGUUCCGAGAUCCGCGUCGACGGUGGCUACUGCAUCAUCUAGUCCCCCUUCGCCACGAUCGAACAGAUUAGAUCAGUCCCGAUCCGGCUCCGCGUCGGGCUAUCAAAGAUAAACAUGAAACCGAACAGAACCCGAUUGACUCAAGAAAUAGAAAGCCCAGUAGAAGUAUCUUACUCACCUCAUCGACAUCGAUAUCGUUGGUCUAGUCCCCUCUGUCCCCUCCCGUCGUCCCCUGCCCAUACAUCCCUGGAUUCGGACUGCCGUUUACGUUUGUGCUGUCUCUCUUACGUCCCUGUCUUGUCUACAUCUUGGCUCAACUCAUCUACGAUAAGCAAUGCAGCAUACCUAUACCUCCCAUCAUAUCCUAGCGUCGUAGAGGCGGCUUGUUGCGGCGUGUACGUUGUCGUUACUCUGGGGGGUUAGUGUUGUAGCAGGCCGGUUCUAAUCUUAUUUGUGUUGUCUCAUU
Messenger RNA from Postia placenta MAD-698-R-SB12, 1393 nucleotides. RefSeq lists its product as hypothetical. Gene Ontology annotation, molecular function: oxidoreductase activity, acting on NAD(P)H, oxygen as acceptor. NCBI's taxonomy places the organism in Eukaryota, Fungi, Basidiomycota, Agaricomycetes, Polyporales, Adustoporiaceae. Bases 22 to 969 code for a protein of 315 amino acids. Gene Ontology annotation, cellular component: intracellular anatomical structure. The transcript is spliced from 11 exons. The record is from RefSeq and is a predicted model, not a curated record.